CAGGAACGAUUUUCUAAGCAUCUUUAAUCCCAACGAAAAAGUAUAUUUAUCUGUUCCAAGCACAGCCUCGCAUCUUACGACUUUAAACAAACUCUUUAUAGGAAACAUUAACAAAGCGUUUAGAUCCAACAAAAGGGUUUCACAAACUUCUUUGUUUAGGGUAAGAAACAAAAAUCUUACAUUCUGUGCUGACUAACAACACAAGCCGUGAAGAAAAAGUCAUUGUACAAAAUCUUGAAGCGAAGACAACACCGAAAACUUCAAUGAUGAAGAUUCAACUAUUUCUAGGCUUGACUUUUAUUGCUCUUGCUUUAGGAGGUAAGCUAUAUUUGAUUAAAAGUUUCAUGCUUAAUGUUUUGGUAUUUGCUAUCAAUGUUUCUGAAAAACAUUCACCGCUUGGUACUCAAAAUAUCUUCCCGAAGAAUGUCUUCAUUCGCAACGUAUUACUCAGUUCGGGCAAGAUACUGUGCCUACAACGGCCAAGUUUAAGAUAUCAUUAUUGUCUCUUUUCUUGAUUAGGAAACGAGGAAACGAGCAACGUGAAAGGACUCAUCGUUGAGAAUGAACAAGAUGAGACAUCUUCAAUGCUUGAACUGAAACACGAUGGAGAAGGGAAGGAUCCUGGAUGUAAGAAACAUGACAUUUCAAAAUUUAAACUGGUGUGACAUAAGACAGGAUUUUUUGACUUUCACUUAACAUAACCACUUCAAUUGUUUUCUAUUCUUUUUAUUUUUAGAUUGUCAAUGGGGUGUUGGUGUGACUCACAAGCCUGGCUACAUUGUUAGAUGUAGUUGCAUGAAAUGGUAAGUACUAAAUUAAUUCUUUGUCGUGCAAGGAGAAAUAUGUUUUACUCUUUUCACAUAUAGUUCACAUGUAUAGGUUAUUGUAGAAUAAUACUACCUACACUGGACCACCACGUUUGAAAUAUCUUUUUCAUGUAGUUCAGAUACAAACCACGACAGCUUAUUGUAGAAUACUACCUACACUGGACCACCACGUUUGAGAUAUCAUUUCACGUAUUAUUUUACUUUUCUUUCAAAACCAGCACAUGCUUGAAAAUCGGCAAAUGGGACUGUGUGUAUUACUUUCCUUACUGUCCAUUCUAUUGUGAGUAUCUAGUGAAUAUGCACCGAUUGAUUUUUUGUGAUUUUUGACUUGUCUAUUUUGGGGUUCCAGUAAGCGUUACAAGACAACAGAUGGUGUUCAAUUUCAGAAAUUUUGAAAUUUACAAGAGCAAGAAAAGAGAAUGAAAAUAAUUAUUUUCUCGCUCUGAUAACUACAUGUUGACCACCAUCUGCUGCACGAUAAUGUUUAGUGAAACCCCAGCUAUCUAUGGUGAUCAUUAACGAUUGUUUUGUUUUGUGAUAGAUUGUGGUAACCAGGUGUACGACCCUCUGAAACAAGUGUGCUGUUGUGGCAAGCGUUACAACAAACAGCAUCAUCAUAACUGUUGCGGGUAUCAGUAUUACGACACAAAAAUUUCAAAAUGUUGCAACUAUUUCUCUGUGAAGGCGAAGAAAGAUCAAUGCCCAAGGGAUAAAAUUUAAACUCAUAAACAUUUCAAGAAAAAUAUACUGUGUAGAACUAUUUAAUAGAGUAAGAAUGUGAAAAAUGUGAAGAAUAAAUAAAAUAUUUUUUGUAUGUAAUUGGCUCUGAAAACACUAUAUUGCAGAAAUAUUGUUAUGCAGACUUUAAUGAAAGAUCUUUUAAAACAUGGCUAGUAAGUGAUAAAAAAUUGGGAAGUUCUUUUGUAGUUCGUAACACGGUCUGUUAAACAAUAUGCAGGCGCUUGCGGGUCGGAACAAUAGGACGCAAAGGCCGAUGGGAAUGAUGUGAACAAAAUGCAUUGCCAUCAUCACAGAGUAGAGACAUACAGAGACGUAACUAGUGUACCCAUUUUUUUUGUGCGCAUGCUCGGCAAGUUACUAGAUGCAUGCAUCUGAUUGGAUGACGACCUGAUGACGACUCACUUUAAACUUGCUGAGCACGCGCAGUUGAUCAUUUUUCGCCCGGUCGCCUGAAAAAAAAGUGGGUACAUGAUAACGUAAUCUUCCGCAGUGUUUACAACGGUCAGUUACGUCUCUGUAUGUCUUAUCUACUCUGUGCCAUCAUUGAACGGGAGAUGAGCGACAUACAUAACAACAGUUUGACGUUUUGAAACGAUUGCUACACAGCGUUGCUGAUCAUGCAACUUUACUUGACAAAACUUUGGUAAUAUUUAGACUUUAGUGUAUUUUGUACAAAGGAAUUCCCGGUCCCCAUAUAACUGUAUACUUUUCGCAGUCAAAACUUACCAGAAGGUCGAGUAUAUUUUGUACAUAUACGUAUGAUGACGUCACAUACGAAAAAUUGGAAAGUUUGAAUUUCUAACGGAAUUUCGUUUGGCCAUUGAUGCCUGUAAACUUAACGCCAACACCU
This is a messenger RNA of Paramuricea clavata, 2418 nucleotides long. The record is from the annotation of a GenBank genome assembly. Lineage: Eukaryota; Metazoa; Cnidaria; Anthozoa; Malacalcyonacea; Plexauridae.